Miscanthus lutarioriparius is the source of this 1221-nucleotide messenger RNA. Lineage: Eukaryota; Viridiplantae; Streptophyta; Magnoliopsida; Poales; Poaceae. The record is from the annotation of a GenBank genome assembly.
AUGGUGUAUGUUUACUCCCUCCCUUUGACGCCAGCGGUCAUCCUCAGCUUUGUCAGUUCCCAAGUGGCGUUGUUGAUGCAGGCGUAUAAAGAGCACGAGCUGUAUGUCACCGGUAUGAUUCCGGUAGUUAUUUGGUAUAUGAACGCGCGCUCAUACGUCGAACUGGAAUUGCCACAGCCUCCUUUCAACUUGUUUCCUGCUAAGAAUGUCAGGAUCUACAUCGAGACGGCAAUUGUCGUGGUGAUAUCUUACGUGUCACUACUCAUAGUCAACUGGAGCCACAUCUGGCUCGUCAUCUUCCCUAUCAUCGCCAUCGGCUUUAUCGUUGCGCUGUGCAGUCAGCUCAGUCAUCAGGAUCAGGCCGGUGGAUCAAAGGAGCAGAGCAACGAUGGUGAAGGUGAAGCUACUGCGCCUUCAGGGAAAAGGGCAGAGGGGCUGGAGGUAGUAGCACUGGUGCCGUACUGGGUGCUCUGCGUGAUGGGCCACUUCCACGCUGACAAAUUCGCCGUCUCCCAGUUCCUUCUCUUCUUCAGUUUCAUGCUCGGGGCACUCACCAUGAUGAUGACUCGGCUGGUGGGGCUGGCCACGGUGCAUCGUGGCAUCGCGCCGGCGUCCGAGCUGCUCCAGAAGGCCUCGCUCGUGGUGCUGCUGGUGGCGGUGCACGCGGUGGCCGCGGAGCUGCUGGGAGAGAACGCGCUGCUCUACUGCCUGCCGGAGAUCGUGCCGGUGCUGCUGUGGCUCAGCGUUCGCCUCGACUGCGACGACCGCGCCAUCAUCACUGCCACUGCUGCCGACAGGAUCAAGCAGCUGGACUUGGGCUGGAGAGUGCUCAUUCUGCUCAACGCAGCGCCAGCUGCAGUCUUGUCGGCCAUGCUAGCGGCGGGCAACAUGGAGGAGCCCGUGCUCUACUGGUGCAGCAAGGCACUGAUGUCUUGUGCUGUUUCGGCGCUUCUAACCUUGUACAUUGUUUUCAUGCUGUGCCAGUGGCCAGGAGGACAACGCGAUGGCACGCUAGUCACAGUCACAGCUGCCUCUUUGCAGGAGGCAGUCGAGCUUCUCAAGUAUUGGGCAAACGUUUUGCUGGCAGCGGUGGCUACGCUGCUAGUAUUUACAUCUCUAGCUUCUUUCCAACUAGUUCUACUGCAAGAACCGGCGGCCUCUGCAUCAGCCAACCAAAUUCUGCAACGACUAUGUCAAAAAUUCCUCCAGUUCAUAAUUUAA